CGGUUGCGGUAUUGUAUCCCUCAUUGUUAAAUCCUGAAGUUGUAAAGUUCUUGUGCUUUCAGUUCCCAAAUUUCCUUUCGUCUUUACUCUAUAACGAACUCGAACAUCUAAACUGUUUGAUAAUAUGAGCGUUGUUCCGAAGGAGACGAUUGAAGUCGUUGCGCAGAGCAUUGGGAUUUCCAACCUAUCCCCUGAGGUUGCUCUUGCGCUCACUCCAGAUGUCGAGUACCGGGUCCGUGAAAUCAUGCAGGAGGCAGUUAAAUGCAUGCGUCAUUCGAAGCGAACUGUUCUCACUUCCAUGGAUGUUGACAACGCACUUAAAUUAAGGAACUUAGAGCCAAUAUAUGGUUUUGCUGCAUGCGAUACUUUACGGUUCAAAAGGGCUGUUGGACACAAGGAUCUCUUUUACAUUGAUGACAAGGAUGUGGAGUUAAAUAAUGUUAUUGAGGCACCUUUAUCUAAAGCAACUGUUGAGACAUCCGUUGUUGCUCACUGGCUGGCAGUUGAAGGUGUUCAGCCUGCAGUCGCAGAAAACUUGCCAACUGAAGAACCCCAUGAUGGAAAGAAAUCUGACUUGAAGGAGGAAGACCUUCCUUACGACUCUAAAGCACCUACUAAGAAUGUGAUUUCGAGGGAUCUCCAGCUUUACUUUGAGAAAAUUACAGGCCUGACCUUGAACAAGUCUGGGUCUAUUCCCUUUAGAGAAGCUUUAAGGAGCCUAGCAGUGGACUCAGGAAUUCAACCUUUGGUUCCAUACUUUGCAUGCUUCAUCGCGGACGAGGUUUCAAAAAAUUUAAGUAAUUCUCAACUCUUGAUUUCUUUGAUGAGGAUGAUAUGGUGCCUUCUUCAAAAUCGGCAGAUAUAUGUGGCACCUUAUUUACACCAAUUGAUGCCAUCCAUCAUUACCUGCCUUGUUGCAAAACAAUUAGGUAAAAGAUUUUCUGACAAUCAUUGGGAGCUUAGAGACUUAGCAGCAAGCCUGGUUUCUUUGAUAUGCAAAAGAUUUGGACAUGUUUAUCACAAUAUUCAACCUCGUGUAACCAAGACUCUUCUCCAUGUUUUCUUGGACCCCUCAAAAUUAUUACCCCAGCAUUAUGGUGCAGUUCAAGGGCUAGCAGAUCUUGGACCCUCUGUGGUGCGCCAAUUUAUACUACCAAAUCUUGAACCAUAUCUGCAAUAUCUAGAGAUGGAGAAGCAAAAGAAUGAAACUAGGAGGCAUGAAGCUUGGCUAGUUUAUAGUGCCUUACUGCAUGCAGCUGGUAAAUGCAUCCGUGGUUGGUUGAAAGUGUUUCCUCUUUCUAUAUCUCCACCAAUACCUAGUACUUCGAAAAUUAAUGGGAAGAUCAAUGGGAAAGUCAUGAUGAAAAUCUCAAAUAAACGCAGAUCUAGUGUAGACAACUUGGGGCAUCAACCAGCACUCAAAAAGAUGGCAACAGAUAGCACAUUGGGUGCAAUUCCUAUGAACUCCAUGAUGGUCGAUAUGCAAGGGGCUACAAGCUCCACACCACUUGGAGGUCCCAAUGUCGGUGUAGCUCGAAAAUUUCCAAAUGAAAUGAAGCCAGGGAGGGAAGGAGUUGGAGGUGAACAAGAUGUUAAGGGUUCUUCUACUCUUGCUGUAGCAUGGAAGGAGGAUUUGGAUGUUGGGCUGUUGCUGAUUUCUCUUUUUCAACUCUUUGGUGAAGAUCUGUUUUCAUUCAUCCCAAAACCCGAGCUAUCCUUCUUUCUGUGAAUCUAAAUUUAAUGUUAUUUUAAAUGUUCACAUCAAGCGCCUAGAUUGUGCAGCUACAUGAGUGAUCAUGUUGUAAUUAUCACUGUCAGACCAUUGAAACGAAUCAUUUUGAAGAAUAGUUGGAUUCCUUAAAAAAUAUUGUGACUGUGUGUUCGUUUGAAUUUAC
Cucurbita maxima (winter squash) is the source of this 1895-nucleotide messenger RNA. RefSeq names its product transcription initiation factor TFIID subunit 6-like. The record is from RefSeq and is a predicted model, not a curated record. Gene Ontology annotation, cellular component: SAGA complex; transcription factor TFIID complex; SLIK (SAGA-like) complex. Bases 125 to 1729 code for a protein of 534 amino acids. The transcript has 13 exons. Lineage: Eukaryota; Viridiplantae; Streptophyta; Magnoliopsida; Cucurbitales; Cucurbitaceae. Gene Ontology annotation, biological process: transcription initiation at RNA polymerase II promoter; RNA polymerase II preinitiation complex assembly. Gene Ontology annotation, molecular function: transcription coactivator activity; protein heterodimerization activity; RNA polymerase II general transcription initiation factor activity.